This is a messenger RNA of Bursaphelenchus okinawaensis, 1319 nucleotides long. Lineage: Eukaryota; Metazoa; Nematoda; Chromadorea; Rhabditida; Aphelenchoididae. The record is from the annotation of a GenBank genome assembly.
AUGGCCGACGACUUCACGUUGGACGAAGACAUCGCUACUUUUGCCAUGGGCGACACCUUGAAUUCUUCGAGCGAUCUCGCUUCUGCCAUGGAGAAACAAACCUUGGAAGAUGCGCAACCGAAUUCCUCGAAGAACGCGAAGCCGAAGAAAAAGAAGAAGAUUGCCGUGAGACCGAUUCCUAUCGAUCUACAGGUGGCUACGAUUCCAAUCAACCAGGAUAACAUUGUGACAUUUGUUGGAAAAUCGGAUUAUUUGAGCAGCUUCUUCAGCGUAUGUUGUUUUAGAUUUUUUAUCGUUGAUUUUUAGGUUUCGGAGACUGAAUUAGAUGUGAAAAGAUAGAAUAUAAGGCGCUUUUAACUUAUAAAUUUUUUAAAAUAAGCUGUAAAGUUUAGCAUGAGUCAAAGUAUUGUUAACAAAAUUGUUUUUAUAAUAUUUCUUCUCAUUUUGCAAGUUGUAUGUAAAACGACAUGAAAAAAAAAGUUUAUAGUUACCGCUAAUUAUAAAGUUAUAGUAGGUUUUCUGAUGAAGUCUCAAGAUGUUUGGGGAUUACAGAAAUUUUUUUGGUUACCAGAGUUAAAAUUAACGUUUAUGAAGUUUAAAUUAGCUUUUUUAAUCUCACUUUUUAAAAAACUUAUAUUUCAGUGCAAAAUCAACAUCGGAGGCAUUUUGUACCCAUCAGUUGAGCAAUACUACCAGGCCACCAAGCUUUACAGUUUGUGUGGACCAAUAGCAGCUGGUCGUCUUCGAGCUUGUCGUUUUCCUCAAGAAGCCAAAGUGAAGGCCAAGCACAUUCUGCAGCAAUUUCGCGUUCCUUACAAAACUGUGGAUAGCUGGAAGAAUACUCAAGGUGUUCAGGUGUUGUUGUACGCCAAUACUCUCAAGUUCCUCCAAAACUUUGGAUUAAUGGAGCAGCUAAUGGAGACAAAAGAGAAGUUGUUGGUCCAAUUGUACGAAAAAGACGAUGUUUAUGCCUGUGGUACAAACUCGGAAGGAUUGAUGGAAUGGGUAAAAGAGAAUGAGGGCAAGGAGUUCAAGGUAAGGAUUUUGAUAAAUGCACUUCGGCAUAAAACGAUUUUAUCAAAGAAUCUUACAAAAUGGACUAAAAAUUUUAAAUUUAUAUCAAAAAUAUUUUUUUUUAAUUUCAGUACCCCGUUGAAUUAAAAGCCGCCACCUUGGACAUGUGCCCACUUGUUGGUAAAGGUCGCAACUUAUCCGGAAUGGUAUUGAUGAGAGUUCGCAACAUUUUCAAGACUUACACCACGGAGCAGCUGAAGGACAGGCGCUGCCAGGAAGCCAUCCUCGCCAAGGUUAUUAAUUAG